This is a messenger RNA of Chionomys nivalis (European snow vole), 852 nucleotides long. Its product is annotated as tripartite motif-containing protein 43-like. The record is from RefSeq and is a predicted model, not a curated record. The transcript has a single exon. Lineage: Eukaryota; Metazoa; Chordata; Mammalia; Rodentia; Cricetidae. The coding region runs from base 1 to 852 and encodes 283 amino acids. Gene Ontology annotation, molecular function: zinc ion binding.
AUGGAGUCAGGCCUCUCACAAGCCUUCCAGGAAGAGCUCAUCUGCUUUAUCUGCAGGAGUUACCUUACGGACCCAGUCACCAUAAGCUGUGGCCACAGCUUCUGUCGAGCCUGCCUUCAUCUUUCCUGGGAAGACAGCCUGCUCCCUGUCCAAUGCCCUACGUGUAGGGAACCAUGCCAGCAGAAGGACUUCAGAACCAGCACUGUUUUGAAGAAUCUGGUGUCCAUCGCCAGACAAGCCAGCCUCAUGAAGUACCUGAGCUCUGAGGAGCAUAAGUGUGUGACCCACAAGGAGACCAAGGGGAUCUUCUGUAUGGAGAACAGGAUCUACCUCUGUCGACUCUGCUCUGACUCCCAUGAGCACAGAAGUCACAGACACUGUCCCGUAGAAGCAGCUGCUGAGGGUCAAAUGGAGAGACUUCUGAAGCAAAUGGAAUCAAUAUGGAAUAAGAUCCAAGAAAAUGACGAGAAUCUAGAGACAGAGAAAACAAUGAUAACUCUGUGGAAGAACUGCUUGAUUCUAAGAGAAGAAAUGAUAAGGGCAGAGUACAGGACAUGUUAUCCAGACCUCUCUGAGCAGGAAGAAGAGCAUAUUGAGUGUAUGAAAGAAGAAGGCAAUUAUUAUCUAGAGAAACUCAUGGAAAGUGAAGCCAUGAUAGUUCAAAAGGGCAAACAACUAAGAGAUAUGUAUCAGGAGCUGAUGGCAAUGUCCCAGGAGCCAUAUGUGGUACUGCUCCAGGAUUUUGAUGACAUAUUCAGAAGGAGUGAGUCAAUGCAAAUGAUCAUGCCCCUGUCCAUGAAUCCAGAACUCUAUGUCCUAGCUUUCGGUUUACUGGGUGAAAACUUCAACUAG